Messenger RNA from Vespa mandarinia (Asian giant hornet), 3444 nucleotides. It is a transcript of the gene aop, whose product is annotated as ETS variant transcription factor anterior open. The record is from RefSeq and is a predicted model, not a curated record. Gene Ontology annotation, cellular component: nucleus. Gene Ontology annotation, biological process: cell differentiation; regulation of transcription by RNA polymerase II. Gene Ontology annotation, molecular function: DNA-binding transcription factor activity, RNA polymerase II-specific; sequence-specific DNA binding. NCBI's taxonomy places the organism in Eukaryota, Metazoa, Arthropoda, Insecta, Hymenoptera, Vespidae.
AGCUUACGCGAAACUACCGCCACCGCUCUCGAAGAGCAGUAAAUGUCUCUUCGAGGAGCUUAAGCCGGCAUAUCUUUCUCUCUCUCUCUCUCUCUCUUUCUCUCUCUCCCCCCUCUCUCUCCCUCUCUCUCUCUUUCUCUCUCUCUCUCUCUCUCUCUCUAUCUAUCUAUCUUUCUCUCUAUCCAUCUAUCUAUCUAUCUAUCUAUCUAUCUAUCUAUCUAUCUAUCUAUCUAUCUAUCUAUCUAUCUGUAUUUCUCUGGCGCGCGCGCCAGUCAACCAACCCACUCUUUCUCUUGCUUUUUCUCUUUCUUUCUCGUCCCCUCUCCGAUAUCCACUCUGAUCUUCUCGAUCACUCUCCCAUCCCUCCUUCUAAUCUCAUCCUAUUUUUCCUACCGCUAAAGGAAGGAAACUUAUUGAGGAGGAAGGACCUGUUUGCGGCCAGAUGGUUAAUACGAAAUUGUGACUUGUUAGAGAUAAAUGAGUCUCAAGUGUACGCAGUUCGUGUGGAUAUUCAACGUCCUCGUCGUUAUUAUUUUUUGUCGAGUACAUUGCGCAGUAUCGCUGAACCGUUGUUGAGCCCUCGCUGACGUUCAUCUAACCUCGACGUGUACUCACGUGCGCGAGCAGUGACGUUUCGUUAAUCCAGAAUUGUGACGGCGGGUUUACGUGUGUAUGCGUGUGCCUGUACGUACGUGCGUGCGUGUGCGUAUGCUUGUAUGUGUGUGCGUGCGUGCGUGUGUGUGUACAUACAUACGUACGUAAUAAAAAGAGAGAGAGAGAGAGAGAGAGAGAGAGAGAGCGAGAGCGAGAGCGAGAGCGAGAGCGAGAGAGUGAGAGAACGGGAGAGGAGGCUUUUUCCCUCCGUAAGAUAAAUAUUUGAACCACGGUUACGUCUUUCGACGUACAACACUGAACGAUGAAUUCGAAAAAAAGAAUCUUUAUCGAGUGAAUGCCGAUAAAAAGUCAUUGGAACGUACGUUAGUUAAGGGACCGAACGACGUUGGGUCACAUUGAUGAUAUCGUGAGACGGUACGUCACAUCACACGACAGCCACGGCACAAGGAGGAGAAGCGGAAGAAGGAGGUGGCGAGAAGGAGGAGGAGGAAGAAGAGGAGGAAGAGGAAAAAGAGAAGCAGAUCGCUCUUCGGGACGAUCGGGGAUGCUCUAACAACAAAACCUGCAUCGUAUCGCUGAGGGAUUUGAUAAACCUGCGAAAAAAUAGUUUAAUCGAGAUACGAACGCGAAGCGUAAUAUUUCCAAGCCUUGGACAGACAUCAUGAAGAUGUCGGAUAAGAGCGAAGAAGAAGGAAGAAGAAGAGGGAGGAAAGAGGAGGAGAGCGAGCGCACGCGCAUUUAAAGAAGAAAGAGAGAGUGGGAGGGAGGAGGGUCACUGACACGUCGCUGAAGCGUUUUAUCAGUCGAGUGCACAGCCCACAUAGUUAGGCUGCGUUCACACGUGCUCGUGGACAUCGUACCGUCCGCCCCUCUUUACUGCGCCUAGAUAUUCGACUGUCGUUCGUGAACGGACGUAUGCUAGCGUGCACGGCACGCGGAAAGAGAAAAACGCGAAGAAGACGGGAUGAGGAAAACAGUAGUCAGAAAUCUGAGGCGUGUUAUGAAAUUGUUGCCAACGAUUCAAUUGCCACAAUUACCGCCGGUUUCCGCCGCGAGCGGAUUAACCGGGAUGGAUUCUCGACUACCACCGGGUAUAUCGUUGCCCUUUAGCCCUACGGAUUUGCUUUGGCGAUACGGACCCAGUAUGAAUUUUCCGCCAACGACACAUCCACCACCGAGUCCGUUGCUUGAUUUCAAGACGCACCUGCCUGCAAGCUUAGCCUCCGAUCCACGACUUUGGUCAAGAGAGGACGUCGCCGCGUUUCUACGGUGGGCCGAAAGGGAAUUUGAUUUGCCCCAAUUCGACAUGGAUAUGUUCCAGAUGAACGGAAAGGCGCUUUGCCUCCUAACGAAAGCCGAUCUUGGCGAAAGGUGCCCUGGGGCGGGUGACGUCUUGCACAAUGUCUUGGCGAUGCUUGCGCGCGAUUUCAAUCAGUUACAGAGGUGCCUUCCCAGUAGUCCUGUAACACCUACCAGACCAUCAGCUUAUCCGCUCAGUCCUCAUUCGCACCCGCCAACGCCUACGUGGACUGAAAAUCCAUACGCCGCAAAUCUGGCCUCACUGAUGUCCGCCAAUUCCGUUACUCUGUCUCCGGCACCGUCUGUUGAUAGUCAGGCUGGUUCACCUGGACACGCGGAUGGCAACCAGACGCAGAUUUAUAAGAGCGAUUCGGACGAGGACAAUCAUCAAGUAGGAGGAAGUAACAGUCCUCCGGCGACACCUACGGCACUCGCUGCGCAAAGACUUAGCGAAGUUUGCGUUAAGGAUCAACCGAGUCCGACGCUGCCUUCCCAAAUGAUGCCACUUACUUCGGGUGCAUAUAGGCAGGCCGCCGCGAAUACCGCGAGAGAAUUCUUUCCUAGCGACUCGUCCGAACCUAAUACCAAUGGGAGGCUUUUAUGGGAUUUUCUUCAACAGUUACUCAACGAUCCAUCUCAACGAUAUACACAUUAUAUAGCGUGGAAGAGUCGAGAGACUGGAGUUUUUAAGAUUGUUGAUCCUCCUGGCUUAGCACGGUUGUGGGGUAUACAGAAAAAUCAUUUGUCUAUGAAUUAUGACAAGAUGAGCAGAGCUUUACGUUAUUAUUACCGCGUAAACAUACUUAGGAAAGUCCAGGGAGAGCGGCAUUGUUAUCAGUUUCUCCGAAAUCCAACCGAGUUGAAGAACAUAAAGAAUAUAUCUUUGUUGCGACAACAAAUGCGAAUAAAAUCGGAACCCGAGGAGGAGGGAAGCAUGACCGGAAGCGGUCUGGACACGGAAGCGGACAUGCCGACGGAUCUCUCGAUGUCCACUAUGAAUCAACCGUCGAGCGAGCAGCCUCUACCGCUACACGAUCCACCUACCAAGUACAGAAGUCACGCGUAUAAUCUCGUUAAGGCCAGUCAGGAACCGGAAGAGAGGAAGUGACGAGGGUCCUAGCGUUGAUAUCGCGCGACAGCGCACGAUUACAUACGAUAGUACGCUAUCAUUGGACGUUGGCGCUAAUGCGAAUAUGUUGCGGGCUCUCGUUUUAAAACUGGAUGCCUCCGAACGGUACGCGAAAAGACAACGAAAGGCCGUCCAGUAUCUAUACCGACGUCGUUGGAUAUGAUUGAGGACGCAUUUCCGAGGGUAGCUGUGAUGAAAGUCUUUAGAAGAAGUGGAUAUCGCCAUUUGGUUACCAAUUCUAGAAUCGAUUGAAAUCGACUAGAAUCGCCUAGAAUCAAGAAUAUAAGGAAUAUAAGAUAUCGAGAAGAUCGUAGCAAGAUAUUUCUAUCGGUGGCAAACGCGAUAUGCCAAAGGAUGCCUCUCGAAUUUCGUCCAUACAUCGGUCAAAAAUCUAUUGCUGA